GCAUUCUGGCGUUUGAAGCAUAUUACGAAUGAAAGUAAAAUGAAGCUUGUCUUUCUGUUGAUCGUUUUGGUGGUGUACGUUUCGGUUUUAAUAUCAGGGGAGGAAUACAAGUCGCAAUAUGAUGAUAUGGACGUCGAUGAGAUUUUACGCAGUAAGAGGUUGUUGAAGAACUAUGUUGACUGCUUGUUGGACAAAGGAGGAUGCCCACCACCAGCCAGAGAAUUGAAAGAUCACCUCGAUGAUGCCCUCAAAACGGAGUGUAUGAAAUGCACCGAAAAGCAGAAGAGUGUGGGCACCAAAGUUAUCAAUUUCAUGAUAGAAAACCAACCAGAUUUGUUCAGUACUCUGCAGGAGAAAUAUGAUCCAGAAGGAAUCUACAUGGCGAAAUGGAAGGCACGCAAAGAAUCAAAGAAAACAGAGGAAGAAGUGCAAUCUUAAGAAUAUUCGUAGAAAAUGUUUCAUUUUUGUGCGAAAUUUUUUCAGAUUGUUGCUUUCACAUUUUGCUAAUGAAAAAUGUCUUAGGUAAUUGUUAUGCAAUAAAAAGAAUGACUUGAA
Molecule: messenger RNA, 555 nt
Organism: Coccinella septempunctata (seven-spotted ladybird)
Lineage: Eukaryota; Metazoa; Arthropoda; Insecta; Coleoptera; Coccinellidae
Product: ejaculatory bulb-specific protein 3-like
Exons: 2
Coding region: 40-438 (132 amino acids)
Source: RefSeq, a predicted model, not a curated record